GGCCUAAAGUUUGAGUGCCCUCUCUCCCCAUGUGCACAUUUCCUCUACCUCUUAAGCUCAGAUGAUGAGUGCCUCUUACUGAAGACUGACGGACUGUGAAGAACCUGCAACUCUACAGUAUCUGGAUCCAAGGUUCUACUUCUGUUCUCACUCUCUCCUCUAUUCAUUUCUCAUUCCUUUGCAUCCAGAGGAGGUUCUUGAGGUGCCAGCCAAACCUGAGGGCCAUCGGACCCCAAGAGGUAACCAUGACAAACCCAUGCACGGUGUUUCUGGAACUGCUAGGGAUGCUGAUUGGGACGGGGGGCUGGUUUUGUUCACUGGCGGCCACCAUCAUGCCUCAGUGGUUGUCACUUUCUACUGAACUAAUGGGCAUGGAGAGCUACGAACAAGGGCUUUGGGAGGCUUGCGUGAUUCAGGAGGUUGCUGGCACAGAGUGUCGCCCCUAUGACACUAUCCUAGGCCUCGAACCAAAGCUUAUGCUGGCCCGAGUUCUGAUGUGUGUUUCGGAUGCCACAUGUCUUCUCGGACUUCUCCUCGCCAUCCCUGCCAUGAGUCAGAUCAAUUGCUGUAAGAGUGAGGAGGGACGGAGGACCAAGCGAGGUUUGAAGAUCACAGCUGGCGUGUUUUUAUGCAUCGCUGGAUUGUUUGUGCUCUUUCCCAUCUCCUACAUUGCUCACGAUAUUGUUAUUAAGUACUUUGAUGAGUCCAUACCUCACGUGGUGCCACGUUCAGAGUUCGGGGAUGCACUGUUCAUCGGCUGGGCUGCAGGACUUCUUGACAUUGUGGCAGCCAUGCUGUUAUUUGCCUCUUGCUCUGACUCAAGAGACAGUGAACCACAUCUGGUGUAUCACCGUCAAAGGCAGGAGAUCAGAACUAUCGAUGGUUCGAGAAAACGCACUGAGUACGUUUGAGGUUCAUUUGUCGUGAAAUUCCUAUUAAUGUUGAUGGAUCAGGGGGAAAA
This is a messenger RNA of Sinocyclocheilus rhinocerous, 961 nucleotides long. RefSeq names its product putative claudin-24. NCBI's taxonomy places the organism in Eukaryota, Metazoa, Chordata, Actinopteri, Cypriniformes, Cyprinidae. The record is from RefSeq and is a predicted model, not a curated record. The coding region runs from base 246 to 911 and encodes 221 amino acids. Gene Ontology annotation, molecular function: structural molecule activity. Gene Ontology annotation, cellular component: membrane; bicellular tight junction. The transcript has a single exon.